This is a messenger RNA of Ectocarpus sp. CCAP 1310/34, 3136 nucleotides long. The record is from the annotation of a GenBank genome assembly. NCBI's taxonomy places the organism in Eukaryota, Phaeophyceae, Ectocarpales, Ectocarpaceae.
AGAGUUUUUGUGGAUUUGAGUGGGAGGGCAAGGGUGCAGAGCUUGGGGGGGAAGUGGUACACUCUCAUUGUAAGGGAUGACUGCACGAGGUGGAACCGCGUCUACUUCUUGAAAAACAAGUCAGACGCUGCAGAAGCAUUCGAGAGAUACCUAGCGGAAAACCGGGCAGACGGAGCCCCAUCCGAGGUCAUGGUCGUGCGGUCUGACAACGGAGGAGAGUUUUUCGAGGGAGAGUUCGGAAAGCUGUGCCGCAAGUACUGCAUCAAGCAGGAGUUCACCCCCGCAUACAGCCCAGAAUACAACGGUGUAGCUGAGAGAGCACUGGGACUGAUCAAGGAUGCAGCACUAGCCGCGCGCAUACAAGCGCCGAUUCUUUACCCCGAAGCGCCGAGCUACCCCUCCCUUUGGGCCGAAGCUACAGCUUGGGCAUGCAACGCCCUUAACUGCACCUCCACCACAUCCAACCCGGACAAGAAAUCGCCGUACGAAAUGUGGCACGGGCACCCACCUCCCCCAGAGGCGACGUACCCGUUCCUCAAACCCGCCGUAUACAAGGUCAAGCGCACGCACAAGUCAGAGCCGAAAGCAAAAAAGUGUUUUUACCUCGGCCCUGGAAUCAACACAAACCGUGAUUGCGUGCGCAUCCUGAACGAAAAACGCCAAGCGAUCACAACUCGCAACUUCACCUGGCAACCGUACCCGCCGCCCCCGCCGCCCCCGCCGCCCCCGCCGCCCUGCCCCGGUCGCUGGCUCCCAUCGCAGAGGUGGAAGAGAAAUUCGCGACUGAGGAGGACGAGGUUGGGGAGGGCGCAUCGAGCCAAGGUGGAGGGAGGGCGGAGGGAGAACCUGUGGAUAGAGGACCAGGUUUCAACCUUGGCACGACGGCAGCCCCAGGGCCCGCGGGGCCGCCCGCGCGCGCAGCGCCGGCGGCACCGCCGGCCGCGCCCCAGGAGUCGGGCGCGGGCGACGCUGGCGAUGGCGCCCCCUCGAGCAGGGAGAGCGCGAGCGUCGCCCCAUCUACCACGUCGACCGGCACGGUCGAUGUGGGCGGCGGCGAGGACGACCGCCGCAGCCGCGGUAGCGGCGGCAGCGGCGGCGGCACCAGCGGCCGCGGUAGCUGCGGAAGUGGCAGCGACAGCAGCAGCGGCGGCAGCAGCGGCGAUGACGGCGGCAGCGACAGCAGCAGUGGCAGCGACAGCGAGACUGAUCUCCCGGCGCUCCGUGGGCCAGAGGCCCGGCGGCUCGCCCGCUUCGACAAGCCGGCGGAACUCACCAGCCGCCGCACUAGGGAGAACCCUCGCCGAAAUCCGAGGGCUAGAGGCAAGGGCGGUGCGAGAGUUGCUCUUCGAGUGCGCGGAGGAGGCCCACACUGCGCGCCAAGAGGCGGAGGAAUUCCUGCUGGGUGCGGUGGACCUCAUGCUCAACUCGCCAGACGCCUUCGAGACGGCUCUGACGUCCCACGAGCUAAGUGAAUCCCCCAUAGGCAAGCCAAACGAGAAGGGCAUGAACCUCAAUCACUGGGAUGUGAAGCAGGCGUACACUCACGCCACGCUAGACGAGGAGGUUUUGCUGAGGCUCCCCGCUGGGUGCGGGGACAAAUCGCAUAAGAUCGUUAAGGCUGAGCGUGCGAUUUACGGUCUGAAGCAGAGCGGUAGGCAGUGGGGGUACCACGUUGCUGAUACGCUAGUCGAGAACGGGUUCGAGCAGUGCAAGGCGGACCCGUGUGUUUUCUGCAAGAUGGUAAACGAAGUCGUGGUAUUGAUUAUCGUGAUUUAUGUGGAUGACAUUUUGGUGGCUGGAUCUGACGAGGAUUGCGAGGAGUUGCUCGCUUCUCUUAACAAGAAGUUCCCCACCAAAAAUCUGGGAGAACGCGAAUGGUCUGACGGGUGUGCCAUCGAGAGAGAUGUACAGGCUGGGACUUUUCACAUCUCGCAAACCGCGAACAUCGACAGCAUGAUGAAACGCUUUGAUGUACAAUCGACCUUCCGCAUCCCUGCUUCCCCUGGUGUCGACCUAGGACCGAAGCGAGAUGACGAGAAGGGAGGGGAGUGGCCGGUGAGGGAGGCCAUCGGCAGCAUGAUGUGGGUGUCGACGUUCUCGCGUCCAGACGUCUCGUUUGCCGUGCGUGCGGUAGCGCGCCACGCCCACGCCCCGGCGAAGAGGCACUGGGAUGCCAUACAGAAGAUCCUCGGCUACCUGAAAGGGACGAGGGACCUCGGCAUCACCUACCAACGGGGAUCGGGGUUAGGGCUGGCCGUGUACGUAGACGCUAGCUACGCCGACACGGAGGAUAAGCAUUCUUUGUCAGGGUUGGCGACGACGGUUGGAGGUACCGUCGUCAGCCAUGGUAGUAAGACACAGAGCAUCGUGUCUCUGUCUUCGACGGAAGCCGAGUACAUUGCUGCCGGGGAGGGCGUCAAGGAGGCGUUGUUUGUGAGUGCUGUGCUUUCGUUGAUUGCCCCAGAGACCAGUGGUAGCAGCAUCCAGGUCUUUCAGGACAACCAGGGGGCCAUAGCGUUGGUGCAGAACCCCCUCAGCUCAGGUCGCACGAAACACAUCGACGUGAGGUAUCAUUUCAUCCGAGGAUUGUUUAGGUCGGGGGAUAUUUCGGUCAAGUUUGUUCCGACAACGGAGCAACACGCGGACCUCCUUACCAAGGCCCUUAGCAGGGUGGGGUCUUGCGAGAACGAUUUCGUCAUGGACAAGCUUGGGAGGUGCAAAAAGGAAGGUAGUGAAUCGGAUAGGAAAAAGGGAAGGUUGGGGUCAGGUACACAGAGGUCGGCGGUGAAGGAGAAUACCUUCACCUUCGAGACUGCUCGAGGUACCGCGCCUCUGUUCGUGAGGUGGAUUAUGGCAUCCUCACGAAGGCUACUGCGGUAGUACUCAUGUGUGGUUUUGAGCUAUGUCAGUGCGCAAGUACGUGGCCGUCCAUCGGUCAUUUGGAUCUUCGGGGUAUCUCCGGUAGUGGUAUCUUUGGCAAGUUGUCACGCGUUCCGUACUGUCAUGUGUUCCGAGGUCCGAAUGUGUCUUGCGACUGUUGCUCGCGUGCUUCGGUGCUUGUGAUGCACCCUGGUGCCCACUCUCUUCCGUUACUUGUGUCUACGAGGACGACCAAUAAAACGACUUUAUCAUUCCU